Messenger RNA from Rhodotorula toruloides NP11, 3747 nucleotides. Its product is annotated as DUF1212 domain containing membrane protein. Gene Ontology annotation, biological process: transmembrane transport. The record is from RefSeq and is a predicted model, not a curated record. The coding region runs from base 1 to 3747 and encodes 1248 amino acids. Gene Ontology annotation, molecular function: transmembrane transporter activity. The transcript is spliced from 7 exons. NCBI's taxonomy places the organism in Eukaryota, Fungi, Basidiomycota, Microbotryomycetes, Sporidiobolales, Sporidiobolaceae.
AUGGCGCCCGAAGAGCCACCACUCGACCCGCCGGCACCCGCUCUCCCCGACCUCGCAUCCUCAUCAGUCCAAGCCAACGACUUCGUCUCGGUGCCCGUCACGCCCGCGCCGACCCCUCCAGUUGGCACACCAGACGGUGCAGCGACUCCUGGCACUCCAGGAGCGACUGCGAAGCCCGCGCGACGGGUGCAGUGGAACGAGCAGGUCUCGGCGCACGUUUCCGUCCCUUUCUUCAGCGAAAGUGCGGCCGACGCACCGAGUCCGAGUCUCUCAGGGGAAGCUGGGGCAAAGAAGAGGAGGAAGAGCCUGUCGCUGGCCGAGAAGGGCGGCGUGGACGACAGGGCGGACCCGUUUCAUGACCGGUAUCGGCUCGACGAUGUGCCCGUUUCGCUUGUGGGAGGAGAGGCGGACGGCGCGAUAGAGGGCAUUGUUGACCCAGUCGUCAAGAAGCUCGAGGUGUGGGUUGACCCGCUCGAGCGGGACGGUCUGCCUUCGAUGCCCGCCGCCUCGGCCGGACUUGGGACAAACGAUGCCGCGGUGGAGAGCGAGGAGAAGGCGAAAGGACUCGUCGGGCAGUACACGACGGGCGCGAUGGGCUUGUGGGAAGGCUUGCGGCAGCGGAGGGCAUCAAUUAGUCGGAUGAGGCGGUUCGAGGAGGAUGUAUUGGACGGAAAAGCAGGGCCGACUAGUCCUCGCGACCUCGGCACAAGCGACGAAGAGUCGCGAGCCGGCUCGCCGACUGCCCCUUCGGCGCCUCAGGGCAACGCUGGAAUCCUUGCAGCGCUCAUUGCCCUGAGCCAGCAGGAAGCUGCGGUAGGCGGAGGAAGCGCUCCGGGCUCUGCCUCGUCUUCCGCCAUCCCAACUCCCCUCUCGUCCGUCCCGCCUUCUCCGACUCUUGCAGCAAAGCCAGGCACAGACUACGAUUCGUCCGACGACGAGUACGAGCGCGAGCGGUUCAUCGCGCGUCUUCGAGCCAAGCGCGCGAGCAAGAACGCCUUGCACGCAGCUUCGACGUCGGUCGCUUCAGCUUCGAAACAUGCGGCAGGUACUGCGAUACGUUUGGCGACGGGCGGGGCGUUCAAGCAUAACCGAGGUAGGCAGAGUGCUGGGACGUCCGGGCGGUCGACGCGGGCUCCGAGCGAAGACAGGUCCGUGUCGCGCUCGAGGGCGUCCUCACCGACUGCUUCAUCGCCCGCUUUCUCGCCUCUUCGCCGACCUUUGUCUGUCGGGUCGACUUCAGCGAUUAGCGCCAUCGACAUUCCUGCCCCCGCUUCGCCCACACUCGCUGCACACAAGCGCUCCCGCUCCGCCACUUCGCUCGUCCAGCUCGCCUCUUCCGACUCUCGUUUUUCUCAGUCCGACUCAACGAGACCGCCGCACCGCUCCCACUCAUCCAAUACCCUCUCCCGCCUGCUCUCCUCCACCUCCCUCUCCCGCCAUUCGCACACCUCUUCCCCUCCCCUUUCUCCAACUUCUCCAACAGUACCCGUGGGCGUCGCGAUCCCUCACCGAGCGAAACUCAGCUCGGAACUGUCGAAGCGCGUGAGGAAGGUGGGGGACAGGCUCGGGCUGGAGUUGGAGACGGAGCGGACGAGGCCGAAGGCCGCAAGAAGCGAAGCGGGCGUGUUUGGCGGGUUAGUGUUCGGAGCGACCUCGCUCGUCGCUCCUGCCACUCCGUCCGGCACGACCAUUGCCCCUAUCCCGACUCGACCUGGGUACCACCUCUCCCGCUACUCCGCACCGGACGUGAACCGUCAUACUCGCUCAGGCUCCGCCUCGCCUAGCCCAUCCUCCUCGGCGCGCGCACUCUCACCACCACCACCACCUCGUCCGCUCUCCCCUCCCGCUCGUCCAGCCUUGUCCGCUCCUCGAUCGCCCGAGUCGAGCCGAAAGAGCCUGAGCGAGAUGGUCCGCGAGGAGGAAGAGCGGGACAAGUCGGGUAACGCGGCGCAGAUGUUACAAGAGCGCCGGGGCCGGCGAAAGAAGGCAAUUUUCUCUCUGCACGUCGAGACGGAGGACGACAAGGACGGGAACGGCAGUGGAAGCGGCAACUCGUCGCCUCGACCGGUCUUGUCCAUCGACACUUCGGCACUCUCGCCUCCUCACGCUCUUCCGCCUCCGACUCGCAGCCCGAUCUCGCCUACUGCAUCAUCAGCAAUCUUCCGCUUCCUCGGCGCCGCCAAGUCGCCCAAGUCGCCUACUGGCUCGUUCUCGUCUCUGCACCAGGAAUACUUUUCCUCGGGCCACCUCUCGCCCGUCCUCACUCCUGCCGAGAAGGAGCGCGAGCGAGCCGAGCGCCGCGCGGAGGAAGAGGCGAAGGAGCGCGAACGGGAUCUGCGAGAGUGGCAGAAGGAGAAGCGGAGGAGGAAGAAGGCGAGGGAGAAGGAGUUGAAGGCGAGGAGGGUGUUCAUCACGGCGCAUGUGGCGGCCAUCAUUGAGCGGCAGGAGUUCAUCCUCAAGCUCGCGAGGGCGUUCAUGAUGUUCGGUGCACCUUCUCAUCGUCUCGAGGCGCAGCUCCAGGCGACCGCUCGAGUCCUCGAGCUCCCGCACUGCUCCUGCCUCUACCUCCCCGGCUGUCUCCUCGUCAACUUCGGCGACCCCGCGACCUUUACCUCCGACAUCCGCUUCCUCAAACAAGCGAGCGGCCUCGACAUCGGGAAGCUCAAAUCGACGUACUGGAUCUAUCACAAGGUGAUACGUGACAAGAUCAGCGUCGGGAAAGGCUCGACGGAGCUCGACGACCUCAUGACCUCGCCGCCCAAGUACGGCCUGCUCCACCACGUCGUCGUCGGAGGCCUCGCGGGCGCCUUCAUCAUGCCCAGCGCGUUCUACGGCUCUUUCAUCGACUGUCUCGUCGCGAUCCCGCUUGGGAGCCUGCUCGUCAUCGUCCAGGUCUUCCUCGCGAGGAACGACAUGUACUCGUCCUUGUUCGAGAUCGUCAUCGCCUGCAUCAAUGCGGUCAUCGCAGGCGCGUUGAGCUACACCGGCCACUUCUGCUUCUACUCCGUCGCAGCCGGUUCGAUCGUCCUCAUCCUCCCAGGCUUCAUCGUCCUCUGUGCCGCCCUCGAGCUUGCCAACCGCUCGAUCGUUUCAGGCGCUGUGCGGAUCACCUACGCCGCGCUGUACUCGCUCUUCCUCGGCUUCGGACUGAGUGUCGGGGCGGAGAUCUACACGAUGGGCGGGAGGGAGUCGAUUGCGGGUGGCGAUGAUUACACGUGCGCCUACCUUCGCGAGGGAGCGCCGUGGUACCGCCAGACGAUCCCUCAAUGGUUCUACUUCCUCACCGUCCCCGGCUUCCUCCUCUGCAUGGCGCUCAAAAACGGCCAGCCCCUCUUCCGCCGCGACACCCUCGCCAUGCUCCUUAUCGGUUGCGCGGGCUUCGCAACCAACUUCUUCUCCGCCCGCGCCUUCAGCAAUAUGCCCGCCUUGACUUCGAUGCUGGGCUCGUUCGUGGUCGGCGUGUCGGGGAAUGUGUGGAGUAAGGCGACGAGGGAGAGCGCGUUUGUGGUGAUGAUCGUCGGGAUCUUCAUCCAGCUUCCCUCGGGCCUGGCCAACGGCGGACUCCUCCGUUUCGCCUCGGACUCGGCAACCUCGCAAUCCAACUCGUUCUCGACCGCCGUCGACUCAGCCGCGGGCCUGAUCCGCGUUGCAGUCGGCAUGACAGUCGGGUUGUUCCUCGCGGCGGCACUAAUGAACGUCAUCUCGCGGCGAGGGAGGAGUCGCGGGUCGCAGCUGUCGACGUUUUGA